AAACGAGCUCCUUAGACUUAACCUGGGCGCGCUUUAAUUGGCGUAGGAAGGAAAGCCGCUUGUUGACUUUCUUUACUAUCUCAUCUACAUGCGCGUUCCAUUUAAGAUCAACUGAGAAGGUGACGCCUAACAUCUUAGCUUUAUGAACGCACUCUAACUCCUUACUAUUGACCACAAUUACGUCAAAGUCAGGUGGGGAUCUUGAAAAUGAGAUGCAUAGCUCCUUACAUUUGCCCUCGUCCAACUGGGAACCUGAAUGCUGAAUACAUGAACUUAUACAGGACCAAUUCUUAGCCAGCUUUUGUUGACUUGUAAACUUCCUGUUUAAUUCAAUUUGUUCAAAUGAAAUGCUGGCUGUUUUGUAAAAAAAGCUGAUUUAUUUUCAACCUGUCCAGGGAUGUUGCUUCGAAAGACACGUGUAAACUAAAAAUCAGGUGUGACUGAAACGAUUAAUCACUUUAUUCCAGCAAAAACGGAACGGGGAAGGGGUCGAGGUAAUGAAACAGCUCGUGGGACGCCUCGAGGGAAACCCGCUGCUAGGGGUACGCAUUCUUCGCAAAAGAAAGUGCGCGAAGGAGCGGCCAGAGAAUAUUGUUACGAUGGUCGUUGGAAGAAAGGGGAUAAAGGAAGAGGAAGAGGACAAUGGCGAGGACGAGGCUUUGACAGCACACGAGGAGGACCACAACAAAGAGGAGGGGGACAUGGCCCCCGAAGUGGGGCUGAGCUAGAGCCACGUCAGCGUCCAGAUGCAGCUUCCCAAGGAUUCAAACAGCCUAACAUCAAGUAUGAGUGGAACAAAUUGUACGUAUUGGGUUUACACUACAAAACAACACCAGACGCUGUGAAGAAUUAUAUUGAAAGAAUAAGCAGUUAUGAUGUGAAGUAUGUCGAGUGGUUUAAACCAAAUGGAAAAGCCAUUGUGACGUUAGACACUCCCAAGAUUAUAGGUAAUCACAAGAGGUUUUGCAGACAUUCUCGAAGCGGCGAAAAAUAGGCCCCUUGAAGGUGUGCAGGUGGUUAUUGAAAGAGCCCCUGAGUGCAAGAGCAUAUUCGCGAGUGGAUUUUCUGAACAAACUACUCAGGAUGAAGUAGCAAGCUACUUUGAUGGUUGGGGUGAAAUAGAAGAUAUUAAAUUCAGCAAUCCAUGGGACGAAAAAGUGAAGGAAAAGAGAGCUAUCGUUUACUUCAAACACAAAAAGAGUGUUUUGCAGUCUAUCAAGGACGAUCACUUUCUCGAUGAUAAACCUUUUCAUGUGGAGGCCUUUUACCGUUUUAUGGGAACACUCACACCUGUUGACGAACCGUCAAGAUCAACACGUGGAACCUCAGGUGAAGUGGAAGGAGACAGCCAGCCCAAGUUUUACAAGCUCGUGGACAAAGACAUCAUGGAAUUUUUGUUAAAGUCCAACCAAGAGCCCAGACUGAAAGAGCGUCUUCACUCAAGUGAACACGCUGGCUUACGGUGGAAGAACGGAGAAAUGUACGUGCUGAUCAAAUAUGAAUGCAGUGGGAAGAAAACUGACAACGAAUUUGAUGAGAAAGCAUGGAAAAGUCGCUGUUCUGAGAUAGUCGAUUCAUUCAUUGAUAGUUGCACCGCAAAAGAAAUACCGGUAGAUGAAGAGAUUUGGGAAGCAGUAACCGAUCAAUUACCACAGAUAGAAGGAUUUUUGCCAAAAUUCACAGCGCAUGUUAAGCUGUUGAAAGACUCGCGUACCGUUAAGUUAAUUUGUCAAAAAUCAAACAUGUCAGAUUUUGAGGAAAAACUUGGAGGUCGACUAAUGGUCAUUCGGCAGCAAGAAGACGAGAAAAAGCUGGAGAGGAGGACGCUUACUGAUAUAGCAAGCGAGAAGCUGCUUCUCUUCCAAAAUGCUCGGAUUGAGGACAUUUUGAAGAAGGAAGUUCACCAAGACAUUCAAGUUAGGAUCAAUCCGAGUAACAAAAACCUUGAAAUUAAAACACCUAAGGGAUCCAUGGCAUCCGUCGUACCUUAUCUCCGAAGGCGUCAAGACGAAAUUGACCAAAAUGCAAUAGCUGUUCCCCCGGAAAUUAUAGAGAUACUAAAAACGAAGGUUGGACGAAGGAAGAUGAAUGAAGAAUUGCCAGACGGAUGCGCUUUUAACGUUGAUGACAGAAGUAAGAAAGUCAUUUUUCUUGGGAGAACACCCCACGAGACCCAGCAAGGAAAAAUCAAGGCGAAAGAGGUACUAGUAAGUAACCAUGAUGUUGAGUUCCGCAUUACGGAUAACGACCUGAUCUCUUCAAAGAACUGGGACGACCUAUGUAAGAAGUUGGUGAAACGCCUUACGAUCCGCCACAAACGUGAACUGGCUUGCAUAGCUGUGUUUGGGUUCAAGAAAGACGUCAUGGAAGCCGUAAAGAGAAUGAGAGACUUUCUUAAUGAAAAGAAAGCGACGGAAGGUGAAACGAGGCUUACUUCGCAAAUUCAUCGAAAAUUCUUCAAGAACUAUUACCAAGAGGAGCUGAAGAAAAUCUCAGAUGAACUUCACCAUUUUGGUGUCCAAAUAGCCGUAGAUGAAAGGGGAGAGAGAAUAAAAUAUUCUGGGAAUGAAGAGGGCGUGAAAGAAGCUGAAGAGAGGAUAUACAUUCUGCUGGAGAACAUCAGAGAAAAAAGUUUAACAGUUUCAUUACCUGGUAUGAAAACUUUCCUGACCCAGGAAGAGGGAAGACGGUUAACAGAAACCAUCGAAAUGGAGAAGAAAUGUAUCAUCAGAAUAAUGGACGAAGCAGAGGAACACGAAGGUGAUGAUGAUGAUAGUGAAAGCGAAGAACCAUCUAGCGAUGAAACUGGAAUCGAAGAGAAUUUUGAAGGUGUAGAAACGUUCUCUACUGCAGAGGGGAAAAAUGUCACGUGGAAAAUAGGAAAUAUCGCAGAUGAGCAGGCUGAUAUUUUAGUUUGUUCCGUCGGGUCAAAAUUUAAUCUUGCCAUUGGUGCCAUUGCAAAUGCCAUCAGUAAAGCUGCUGGCCCAGAUUUACAAGAGCAGUUAAGAAAAAAGACUUUCGGAAAGCAAUUUGAUGAAGGUGACAUCGUUCACACUGGCCCAGGAAACUUACACUGUCGUCAUGUGAUCCAUUGUGUUUGCUGCCCAUGGAAAGGAGAUCCUAAACAGGAACAGCUUCUUCAAGAGCUUUUUCGGAAGUGCUUUGACAAAGCUUCAGAACUUGGUGCAUGUUCAAUAAGUAUGCCGCUUGUGGGAACUGGUAACUUGGGUUUCCCUUGUGACACUGCGGUCCAGAUUUUGAUCCAGGCAGCAGUUGAUUACAGCCGCUCAAAUCCAGACUCACCCCUGGAAGAAUUUAAGUUUGUUUUAUAUGGCGAGGAUGAAAGGGGGAUUGAAACAUUCACAGAGAAAUUUAGAGAUUUCAAGGGAAACCAAAAGCCCAGACUGAAAAUUCGAAAACCAAAAGCUCGUCAGAACAAGCCAACACCUGCCCUGCCUGAAUUUAAAUCUAAAGAGGUAUGCGUUGAAGAUGUGGUUUUAAAGGUCAUGAAAGGAGACAUCACCGAGCAAAGAACAGAUGCCAUUUGUAAUAUUGUUACUAAAGAUCUUAACAUGAAAUUUGGAAAUUUGAGCGGAGCCAUCAUAAAGGCAAGUGGGAGCACUGUCGAAAAAGAAUUGAAGACGAAAGCCCCAAAGCACCCAGCUGGGUCCGUUGUGAUCACAUCUGCUGGGCGUCUGUCUGCAGAGUGCAUCGCACAUAUGGUUGUGGGACCUGUAACCAAGAAGAACCUUCAGACAUGCGUAGAGAAAGCACUGGAAAAGGUGGACUCCAUGGGCUUGAAAUCCGUAUCUAUUCCGGCAGUUGGCAGUGGAGGAUUAGGUCAAACUGCGGACGAAUCAGCAGAAUUGGUCUUCGGGGCAAUCCGUGCACUUAUGGUACGACCAGACCGUUCAAUUCGGGAGAUUAGAGUUGUAGUUUUUGACAAUUCUGUCACUGCAGCAUUCGUGGCCGAGUUGGAAGCGAUCCAGGGCGAAACUGAUGACUUUCCCCACCCUGACGAUGAAGACGAUGAUCAAGGCUACUACGAAAUGGGUUCAGGAGCGUCUAUCGAUGUGUUAACAAGAAAACGGCGCAAGAAGAUCGUCAUCCAUGCACGGUCAGAGUCAUUUGAUGCAAUUUUGACAGCCUUGAAAGACGGUGUAGAAAAAGCCUGUGGCAACCCUCGCGUCAUCAGGCACGAAAUUAUAGGUCGUCUGCCAAAAAGAUGCAUGCGUGAGCUGAAACGUAAAUCUCGUGCUCGAGACGUAAGACUAGAGCAACCAGAGCCGAACAUGCUAACACUGGAAGGACUUCCAAAAGAUGUAAUGGACGUUAACUCAGAAGUUUCGGAUGUAAUCCAAGAGCAGAUGGAGAGAGAACAUAAAGAGGAACGUGCAGAGCAGAUGUCUAAAACCGUUCAAUGGUACUUAGUCAAUCCAGGGGGAAAACUUGCCGCUUUCGAGAAGAUGGCCAAUAAUGAAAUAGAAUCAGCAUAUAAAGAGAAGAAACCGUCACUCUUAUUCACACAUCAGGACCGGAAGGCUGAGAUCAACUUCGGGAGCAAAGAGGUCACGUUCCUGAGAACUGGCGCCAUCAAAAUGGUCCUUCGUAAAGAUGUGCUUCCUCUUCCUGAUGAAUGGGAUCCACAACCUCGGGACGACCGUGGAAAAGAGGAGAUCCUUCACAUGGUCAGCCUCCCAAAUGACUCUCAAGAAUAUAAAGCGGUUGGAGAGAAAUUUCUUCGGUUAAUGAAUGGAAAAGUGGUUAUUAAAAAGAUCGAGAGAAUUCAAAAUCCGUCGAUGUUCAAUUCGUACAUGUUAAGGAAACAAGCCAUGGAUGAAAAGAAUGGAACCAUCGACAACGAACUGGAACUGUUUCACGGAACGAAGCCUGACAGUGUGAAGGAGAUCAACGUACAGGGAUUUAAUAGAAGUUUGUGUGGCGUUCAUGGUGCAGCGUAUGGUGAUGGUGUCUAUUUUGCAAAAGAUGCUCGUUAUUCUUUUUCAUACUCGCAACCAGGCCCAAAUGAUGAACGCUGCAUGUAUUUAGCCAGAGUGUUGGUUGGGAAGUACACCGUUGGCGAGAAAGGACUGAAAAAACCUCCCGCCAAAGACCCCAGCAAACCCGAAAUCCUCUUCGACUCGGUAGUAAAUAGGGAGGAAGAUCCGACGAUCUUUGUUGUUUUUAAUGAUUUUCAUGUCUACCCGAAGUACUUAAUUAACUUUGAGGAAACUAAAAGGUAGUCGAAAUGUGCUCAUCAAUGAAAUUGUUCCCGACUGUUUAAAGUGUGUAAAAGUAUGAAACAUUUUUCAAACGUUUUGUGAAAGUUAGUGAAAUUAUCAGAAUCGGUUAUUUAGACAAUGGGCAAGAAUUGGUCUAUCUUUGGCUAAAACUAGACGCAUGGCUGCGUGAACUCGGGCUUUUGUUUGAAGUUGUUGUGAAAUAUGAUAGUGCCGUAGUUAAAAUUUUUUGAUGAAUAAUUAAUUCAUAGCGUGGCAGCACCCAAGUUAUUCGAGUUGAGAAGAAUUUGGCUGUUAGUAAACUAAGAAAACCGUGAAUUCUCAUAUUCCUGAGUUAUUUUUAAUGAUCUUGUUUCAAAAGAAUGCAAGAUAUUGGUGAAACUUGAGAGAUGUUUUGUAUUAUUGAGUUGCGGUGAAACAAAUAUUCUAUACAUUGGUGUUCAUGAUUUUCUUAGUUUGACUUUAGUAAGUGUAUCAUUUUCUUCCAUGCACCUUCACUUUCUUUAUAAAUAGCAAGAGGGAAUACACGUAUUUGACCUUUUUGAAGGUUUAAAAAUACUUGUCAUACAAAAAUCUGAAAACCACGUCAAAAAUCUUGUGGAUUAUUUCUUACAAGAUUUUCGAGAAUUGAUUUGUU
Molecule: messenger RNA, 5877 nt
Organism: Stylophora pistillata
Lineage: Eukaryota; Metazoa; Cnidaria; Anthozoa; Scleractinia; Pocilloporidae
Biological process (GO): negative regulation of gene expression
Cellular component (GO): cytoplasm; nucleus
Molecular function (GO): NAD+ poly-ADP-ribosyltransferase activity; RNA binding; transcription corepressor activity
Source: RefSeq, a predicted model, not a curated record